This is a messenger RNA of Prorocentrum cordatum, 492 nucleotides long. NCBI's taxonomy places the organism in Eukaryota, Dinophyceae, Prorocentrales, Prorocentraceae. The record is from the annotation of a GenBank genome assembly.
AUGGAGAAGAUGCCCUUCUUCUUGCCGGCGGAGCUCGCAGGCGCAGCCUUUGCCUUCGGGAACGCGCUGGACGUCGGCGUCGGGGGCGCGCAUGCGCUGCCGCUGCUGGCGGCGGUGGCCAGAGAGGGCGCGCGCUCGGCGUUCCGCCUGGAGGCCGUGCACCUCGCCGGCCUGCUGCAGAGCUGCGUGCGCUGGCGCCCGCCGGUGCCCGCCGCGGACCUCGCGCGCUUCGCGGAGGCCCUCCAGAGCCGCUCCGACCUCGAGCCCGCGGCGGCCCUGAGGGCCGGGGGCUACCUAGAGGAGCUGCGGCUGCUCGCGCCCUGCCACGGCGGCGAUGCGGACGCGGCCCCGCCAGCGCCCGCCGCCGCGGGCGGCGCCUCCGCCGACCGGGCUGGCACCGCGGGUGGGCUGUGCUCGGCGGCGCCAGCCGCGGUCACCCUGAGCGGUGCCGAGCGCGCCGCGGGACACGGGCCUGGCCCGGCGGCGCCGCGG